Messenger RNA from Salarias fasciatus (jewelled blenny), 1409 nucleotides. RefSeq names its product LIM homeobox 6b (gene lhx6b). NCBI's taxonomy places the organism in Eukaryota, Metazoa, Chordata, Actinopteri, Blenniiformes, Blenniidae. The coding region runs from base 224 to 1153 and encodes 309 amino acids. The record is from RefSeq and is a predicted model, not a curated record. Gene Ontology annotation, molecular function: DNA-binding transcription factor activity, RNA polymerase II-specific; RNA polymerase II transcription regulatory region sequence-specific DNA binding. Gene Ontology annotation, cellular component: nucleus. The transcript is spliced from 9 exons. Gene Ontology annotation, biological process: regulation of transcription by RNA polymerase II; neuron differentiation; forebrain neuron development.
ACAUGACCACUGGGAUUAUCCGGACUUUUUUCCCGUGAUGCUCAGGAGAAACUUUUAUCGGACGAUGUUUUCGCUCCUUCGCGGAGGCUCUCCAUGGUUUAAAUGCAGGAGAAACUGUUAUUCGUUGUUUUGGACCGGAUAUAGUGUGGGUUGGGGCAGAGAUGCGUAAUGCGCAGAGCGAGCUCCAUCUCCUCUCCAAAUAGGCAGCGUUCAAGACCCGAAAAUGUCUAAAUCCGAGGUGAAGAAGGAGUCCGGGGAGUGCAGCCCGCCGGAGGCCGCCUGUCUCUGCUCUCCUCCGGCCGCCAAGAACCAGUGCGCCAGCUGCGGCAUGGACAUCCAGGACCGCUACCUGCUCAAGGUCAACAACCUGAACUGGCACCUGGGCUGUUUGGAGUGCUCCGUGUGCAGAGCGUCUCUGCGCCAACACACCAGCUGCUACGUGAAGAACAAGGAGAUCUACUGCAAACUGGACUAUUUCAGUAGGUUCGGCACUAAGUGCGCCCAGUGUGGCCGGCAGGUGUUCGCCAGCGACUGGGUGCGGCGGGCGCGGGGCAGCGUCUACCACCUGGCCUGCUUCGCCUGUUUCUCCUGCAAGAGGCAGCUGUCCACCGGGGAGGAGUUCGGCCUGGUGGAGGGCCGGGUGCUCUGCCGAAGCCACUACGACAUCAUGCUGGACAACCUGCGCAGGGCCGCCGAGAACGGCACGGGGUUGACUCUGGAGGGAGCGCUGCCCACCGACCAGGACUGCCAACCCAAACCGGCCAAGAGGGCGCGCACGUCCUUCACCGCCGAGCAGCUGCAGGUGAUGCAGACUCAGUUCGCUCAGGACAACAACCCCGACGCUCAGACGCUGCAGAAACUGGCGGAAAUGACAGGACUGAGCAGGCGAGUCAUACAGGUUUGGUUUCAGAACUGCCGAGCGCGGCACAAAAAGCAGCCCCCGCAGAGCGGCUUCUCCCAGAGCGCACCGCUGUCCCGGAUGCCGCCGUCGCUGCCAGAUGACAUCCACUACUCGCCGUUCAGCAGCCCCGACCGACCACACCUGCUGGCUCUGCACGGAUACCUGGACACCCACCCCUUCUCCGUCCUCACCACCCCGGGACACCUGACCCACCCGUCCAUGUCUCUGCCACAGCUUCCCAUCAGCCGCUGACCCCGGCGCGUCCCCGUUUCCGUGGUGACCGGCCUGCCGGUGUCCCGUCUGCCACAUCUGCUCCGCUCGGGGAGCGGGGUCCUCGCUCGGCCGGCUGUUUCCAAUCAGCGGGAUUCUUCAGUGUGAGACUGCUGAUCCAAGCCGUGGUGAUGUCUGCGGGCUAACACAGGAGUUACUGCUUUUUUUUCUUCUUCUUUUUUUUUUUUUUUUUUUUUUUUUUUUUGGAAAUCAAGAGGAGGACCACUUUCCUUUUUCU